UAGAGAGGAACUAUGUGGACACAUUUAAUCAGUUUGACGUUUCUUGGUGAAUAUUUUAUUCUGAAAGAUUCAGGCCGGAAGUCGCCCUGUUGUGGCUGUUAGAAGAACACGGAAGUCCGUAGUUUUAGCAGCGAAAGUAGACAGUAUGAAUGUCCACAUGAUAACUUUCAACACGUCUAAAGUGACAAUGUUAAGAGAGUUGGUGUAUCAGCAGUCUGACUGCUGCUGCUGAAGAGAUAUUUGGACUGUUUGAAAGAACCACAGCAGAGUAUGAAGAGGAACUUUCUCGUUUACAGCGGGAGAACGAGCGACAACGCAAACUACUGGACGCUGUUUUAAAGCCUGAAGUUCGGCUACACAGAGCAGUAUUAACAGCGGACAUUCAGCAGGACCCCGAGGCCCCACAUCUUAAAAAGGAACAGGAGCAACUCUGGAGAGUUCAGGAGGGACAGCAGAUUCAGGGGCCUGUCUUUUUCAAGAGUGAAGAUAAUGAAGAGGAGGCUCAGUCUUCACAGCUUCAUCAAAGACAGACUGAAGAGAACAGAGAGGCAGAGUCUCCAGCCAGCAGCUCAGCUCAACAGAUGGAAACAGAAGGUGAUGGACAGGCCUGUGGAGAAUCAGAACCAACAAGGAGAUUAAAUCUAGAUAGUCAUUUACAACCAGCUAAUGAAAAUGAGACUCCAGACUCCUCUGAACAACCUGAUAACAGUGAUGAUGACUGGAGGCAGAGCAGGGGACCUCAGUCAGAUUUAAACUCUGUGAAAUCAAAGCAGACCCAGACAGGUGUGUCUGUCAGUCAACCAGCUAAUGAUGACAGAACUUCAGACUCCUCUGAGCCUGAGCCUGAAAACAGUAAUGAUGAGUGUGAGGAGAUAUGGGAACCUCAGUCAAAGUUAAAAAGAAAAGAGAAAGACUGUAACACUGGCAAGACGUCUCUAAGCUGCUCUGGGUGUGGUAAAACAUUUGUCCCCAUAAAAAGUGCCUCGGGAGAGAAACCAUUUGUCUGCUCAGUUUGUGUUCAAAGAUCUGUACAGAAUAUACAUUUACUCAAACCGAAGAGAACUCACUCUGGAGAAAAAACUUUCAUGUGUUUAGUCUGCAAGAAACAAUUUAGCUCUAAAGGAGACACUGUAAGACAUAUCCGAAUACACACGGGGGAGAAACCCUUCAGCUGCUCAAUUUGUGGUAAAAGAUUUGCACAGAGCACAUGUUUGGGAACACACAUGAGGACUCACACAGGAGAGAAACCGUUCAGCUGCGCGUUCUGUCCUAAACGUUUUAUCCAGAGUGGAAUUCUGGCUAGACACAUGAGAGUUCAUACAGGAGAAAAGCCUUACAGUUGCUCUGUGUGUAACACCAGUUUUACACUCAGUCAGUCAUUGCUAAAACAUAUGAGGAUCCAUACAGGAGAGAAACCAUUCAGCUGUUCAGUUUGCGGUAAAAAAUUUACACAAAAAGGGAAUCUGACACAGCACAUGACACUCCAUACGGGGGAAAGGUCUUUUGGUUGCCAUGUUUGUGGUAGAAAAUUCACUAGACGUUCACGUGUGAAAAACCACAAGUGUGUUUCUGAGAGCAGUAAAUGAAACAAACUGAAACUGAGGAACUUCCCUAUUUGAGUUUUUCAGUUAUCUGUGUAAGAUAAGAUUAAACCAUCCUGAGCAGAUAGUGGUUGGGGUAGGAAUAUAUAUAUAUAUAUAUAUAUAUAUAUAUAUAUAUAUAUAUAUAUAUAUAUGUAAUAGGGCUGUCUUUUUUCUUUAUUCUCUCUUUUUAAGUUUGAAUAUAUUUAAACUAAUAUAUAAUUUGUGAGUUACAUAUCUAUAAACUCAGCUUUCUUAAAAAUCUGAUGUUUAGAAUGAAAAGUUUGGCACCUUCAUGUUUUAUAUCAGAGUUUUUUUUAUUUAUUUUGAUCAACAGAAAUCAGACACACCUGCACUUCAUGAUUAACCACCUGUUUGUGAUCUAAACUGUAUUUAGUUGCUGUUAUUUAAGAUGUUGCUGCUUACUUGUGCAACUUUUCCAAAGUAAGCUAAAUUCUGAGUACUUCGUCAGCAACAGCAGGAUGUGGGGGAUUCGCUUGUUAAGGUGCUGUAGCCGACAGUGUGUGAUGUGUUUAGUUGUGUGUAAAUCUUCAGGAAAGCACCAGUUUUAUCACAUUUUCUCCUGUCAUGUUCCACAUGAUGUCAGAUACUCUGUCAUAACUGGUCUUGCUGCAGCAGUCCUCAAGUGCAGUGGAAAGAUGGAGAGAAGUGGUUAAGGAAGAAAAAGUGGCAAGAGAGAAGCAUGUCUGAGCAGCAACAACAUGCUCUUGAAAUCAUCAUAAAUUGUCAUAAUAGUGAAUUAUGACCUACUUUAUUUCUCAGAGCCCAAGGUAACAUCCUCAGAUAAUUUAUUUUCUGUUAAAUAAUAAAUUUAGAGAGAUUUAAUUUAUAAAGAUAUGAUAUAAAACAAAACAGGAAAUCCUCAUAUUUAAGAGACAGAUUAACUACCACAAGACAGUGUGUUUAGAAUCUAAGUAGGUGUGGGGAGGGGUUAGUUCCAUUUGAUUAAGUCAAUCAUGAGUUUUAUUUGUUGGCGUGAAUUAUUACAUUUCUUACUUCUUCAAUACCAUGUAUUGUAGAUGUGGAAUCUCACACUGGAAAGAAAUACUUUUGUUACUAAGUUAAAACUGCAGUGGCAAAAGAUUUGGCCAGAAACAGUUGCUCUGAUGAGCUGGAUUGGAACUACAUAACAGCUGGUGUUUACUUAAUCCAGAUGAAUAUUAUUUGUAUCUUAUGAUUUUACUGGUGAAAUAAAACUUUAUGAUCCAGCUUAUGGACUUUUCUGUAUCAUUUUUGAUCUUAAGGUGCACCAUGGAAUUGAGAAUUAAAGUGAAUUUUCUAUCAUUACUAUAUAAGGCAGAUAAUUAGAAUAAAGUUGCAGAGUGAUAUGGAAUUCUUCAGGGGAGCCUGCAUCCCUUAAUUUUGAUCAUAUCAAUUCAAACCAUUUUUAAGAUAAAUGUAUGACUACAGAUUUUCUAACAUAGUGUGCCCCAAUGUUUGAUUUGCUGCAAUGUAAAAAUAUUUUUCUCAUUUCUCACUAUAGACAAAUAUAGAAAUUAUUUUUUCAUUCUAUCAGGGCAACUUAUUGUGGUUUUAUUUUUAUACAAGCAAUCAAAAUUGACAGAAAAAAACAUGGAAUUUUACUAAAAGUAAGGUUAGUCCUCAGUUAAAAACAAAAACAGCACAUCAUGAGAGCAAACAGAGACUCAGGAGGUUUUAAUUUUUGAAAGCCAUUAGAACAAGAACCCUGAAUUUUAACACACACCUACACACCUAACACACCUGUGUGACUGUCUGGUGUACACUUCCAGGAGGGUACAGACCCUCUUUGAAGUCUCUUCCUCCACUGCAGAGAGAGAAAGAUAUCAGAAUUUUCACUUUGAGGCCCAAAGCUCUUCAUGAGAAGUUUUUGUUAAUGAAUAAUAAUUUUGUUAAUGUGCUCUUUCAGUCAACACCUACCACAGUCUAAAGCACCUAAAGACUGUAGAACAGGGUGACAGAGCCUGCUAACAGGCUCAGUCUGUACCAGCAGAAUGAAACAGAGUAUUUGGCAGUCAUGCUGGAAUAACAUGGGGCAUCAGGGUUUGCAAUAGUGGAGUCCAUGCUGGAUCGAGUGCAUGCUGUCAUUAAAGCAACAUACCACACUUUUUUUUUUAAAUUAAUGCCACUGACAAAUUUAAAGCUUGCGUCAAAACAUUUAUCAUUUUAAUUUAAUAAAACCCAUCAUUUAAAUUCA
Lates calcarifer (barramundi perch) is the source of this 3777-nucleotide messenger RNA. RefSeq names its product gastrula zinc finger protein XlCGF17.1. The transcript is spliced from 2 exons. NCBI's taxonomy places the organism in Eukaryota, Metazoa, Chordata, Actinopteri, Centropomidae. The coding region runs from base 582 to 1586 and encodes 334 amino acids. Gene Ontology annotation, molecular function: RNA polymerase II cis-regulatory region sequence-specific DNA binding; DNA-binding transcription activator activity, RNA polymerase II-specific. Gene Ontology annotation, biological process: regulation of transcription by RNA polymerase II. Gene Ontology annotation, cellular component: nucleus. The record is from RefSeq and is a predicted model, not a curated record.